AUGGAUCUCACCUCUGCUCUGGGAGGUCGCGGGUCCAUCAGGCUGGUGGGUUCUGGGGGAAACUGUGCAGGGAGGCUGGAGGUUUUUCACAGCGGCUCAUGGGGGACAGUGUGUGAUGACUCCUGGGAUAUUAAAGAUGCCCAUGUGGUGUGCAGACAGCUGCAGUGUGGAGUGGCCCUCAGUAACCAGCAGGUACCAGCCUGGUUUGGUUCUGGUUCCGGACCCAUAUGGCUGGAUGAGGUGGAGUGUGAGGGGAAUGAGAUGUCCCUGUGGAGCUGCUCUUCUCCAGGCUGGGGAAAACAUGACUGUCAUCAUAAGGAGGAUGUAGGAGUUGUGUGCUCAGAGCAUGUUCUUCUCAGACUGAGUGGAGGGGAGGGCCGGUGCUCUGGGAGGCUGGAGGUGUAUCAUAACGCUGUGUGGGGCUCAGUCUGUGAUGAUCUGUGGGACAUCAGCGAUGCUCAGGUGGUCUGCAGGCAGCUGGGUUGUGGAGCAGCACUGAGGGCUGAUGGGAAUUCAGCCUUUGGUGCUGGUGAAGGUGUUGUGUGGCUGAACAGAGUCGAGUGCAGAGGGAAUGAGAUUCACCUGUGGGACUGUCCUCUCUCCCUGAAGAACCACACUGACUGCUCCAACAAAGAGCACGCUGGACUCACCUGUGCAGAUUUGUCAGUGUCCACUACUCCUGCCACAACAACAUCAUCUUCUCCUCCAGUUUCUCAGACAGUGAGCUCAACAUCAGUCUCUCAUCCACAAACUCCUCCAGCAGCGUCUCUCUCUGUGCUUGUGAUUGUACUGGGAGUUGUGCUCUUACUGCUCUUAGUGCCACUGCUUAUACUGAUUCAGCAGAACAGAGUGAUGAGGAGAGGUAGGAGAGAUCCAGAGACUGUCAUAUUGUGUCUUAUUCAGUGUGUGAUCAGUCAUGUGUUGUGAACUGAC
Ctenopharyngodon idella (grass carp) is the source of this 933-nucleotide messenger RNA. RefSeq names its product deleted in malignant brain tumors 1 protein-like. The record is from RefSeq and is a predicted model, not a curated record. Lineage: Eukaryota; Metazoa; Chordata; Actinopteri; Cypriniformes; Xenocyprididae. The coding region runs from base 1 to 927 and encodes 308 amino acids. Gene Ontology annotation, cellular component: membrane. The transcript has 4 exons.